CACCCCUGGGAGCCAGGGCCAGGCAGGUAUAUAAGCCCCCAGGAGCAGAUGGUCACCUCAGUGCUGCUGGAGGCAACUGGGAGCAGAGAGGACGUGGUGACAGACAGGCACCACUGGCACUGAGGUUCUGAGGAUGCUCGGCGCGGCUCUCAGCAUCGGGGUGCUUCUGGCACUGGCAGGCAGUGGGGUGGCAGGCACGGUCCCCCCAGACUGCAUCGCCAACAGUGAGGAACGUGCCCGGAUGCUGCAGAUACUGCGUCACUCAGCUAUGGACAGCGGGCCGCCCAACCCAAGCGUGCUGCUGGCCCUCAAUCUGGCUGGGGACAGCAGCAGCGAUGCCCGGCAGUCGUUGCUCAAGCGGAUCAAGGAGACGGCAGUGGAGCAAGCAAAAGGCAUGUCCUCAGGUAUGGUAGCCCUGUACACGCUGGCCCUGCUCUCCUCCUGCUGUGACCCGAGACACGUAGAGGCAGAUGGGCAGAGCGUCGACCUGCUCAGCAUCCUACAGGAAAAGACGGACGAGGAGGUGGCACGCCUGGAGGUGGACGGCGUCCCGGUGAGCACGCUGUUCAGUGUGGGGCUGGACGUGCAAGCGCUGUGUGUGAUGGGGGCAGGUGGCUACCAGAGCACUGCCAUCAUCCUGGCCAAGCAGCUGCUGAGCUCCCAGGGCCAGCUCUCUGUGGACAACCAGGCCAUGAUGGCACUGCCACUGGUGUGUGCCUACAACCGGACUGAGCUCCAGGAUGUGCGGGACCUACUGAACACAGUGUUGACAGAGGUGUCCAAUGGCUUCCUCAACAAGCAGGCGGAGGAAAAUGGCCUAAUUGGGAACGUCUACAGCACAGGUCUGGCCGUGCAGCUGCUGCUGGCUGCAGGCAAGUUCUACGCCCCGCGGCAGUGGGACUGCACCCAGCCUGUGGCUGCCAUCACCAGACACCACCUGAAGCAGCCCAUGGCCGUCGCCCAGGCACUGCCAGCCCUGGUGGGCAGAACCUACCUGGAUUCUGCCAGCCUGAGCUGCAGCCCUGAAGCAUCCACAACCACUAGCUCGCAGCUGGACUCGACCCCGAUCCAGAGCACGACAGCUCAGGAAGUGCGAUCCAACAUCACGGUGCACUACACCAUCAAAAACGACUUGAGGGGAGAUUACUUCAACUGUCCCAUCACAGUACAAGUCCCAGCUGGCUCCGUGCUGCUGGCCGUGCUGGAAGCAGCAGAGAAGGCCGACCCCGACAAAUUCAGUCCCACCACCCACCUGGCCCACAGCUUCAAGACAGAGCAAACAUUCUGGGGCCCAAUGGUGGUGUCCAUCCACGGGCUGGCCGCCAGUGAGGCUGACAGGACCUACUGGCAGUUCUUCAGCGGCGAGGACGCACUGGACGAAGGGGUUGGCACGUACAAGCCGCACAACGGGGAGCACAUCAAGGCUGUCUUCAGCACCUACUGAUGGCAUCAGGGGAGCAGCAGCCCAGCUGGGCCCAACAACGUGGCAAUAAAGAGUCAUUUGCAGCAUG
This is a messenger RNA of Numida meleagris (helmeted guineafowl), 1511 nucleotides long. RefSeq names its product gastric intrinsic factor (gene CBLIF). The record is from RefSeq and is a predicted model, not a curated record. Gene Ontology annotation, biological process: cobalamin transport. The coding region runs from base 134 to 1444 and encodes 436 amino acids. The transcript is spliced from 8 exons. Lineage: Eukaryota; Metazoa; Chordata; Aves; Galliformes; Numididae. Gene Ontology annotation, molecular function: cobalamin binding.